Molecule: messenger RNA, 1834 nt
Organism: Copidosoma floridanum
Lineage: Eukaryota; Metazoa; Arthropoda; Insecta; Hymenoptera; Encyrtidae
Product: transmembrane protein 209
Cellular component (GO): membrane
Source: RefSeq, a predicted model, not a curated record
CCGUACCGGUUGAGGGAGACUCGAAGGAUGAAGUUUAAUUAUUUAAUACUGUAGCUCCACGAACUUUUUAGAGUGAAAAAAAUUAUGAAGAGAUAGUUGCAGUUGAUUGUUACUGGUAAAAAAUAUUGAGCGAAGGGGGAGAAAAUGUCCGACUUUCACUCAACGAUGCGAUGCAUAUCGCCCAGUGCAAGAGUUCUAACUCCAAAACCACAAGUCCAGCAGACUCUAGAUAUCCGACAAACUCGGACCAAGGCAAAGAAUGCCAUAAAACUGCUCCUGAUUAACAGUGUUUUGUUUGCAGUUAUAGUUUUCGAUAUAUGCUAUGGUGGAAUCGCUUACAAGCCAUUUUGCUAUUUUGAAUGGUUCCUGGCAUCCUUAUUUGCCCUUAACUCUUUGUAUCAUCUGAUCACGUACACAAUAGCAACGUGGAGCCUGAGGCCCGUUGUUUUGACUGUGAAGCAAAGAAAACUUUUGGGAAUAUCUGAUGAUGAUCCACUUUUUCAAAAUGAAAUUCCUGCACCCAAAAAAAAUUCAGAGCCCAGCACGCCACUUAAUUUUUCUCACAUGAAUCUGAGUAGAAACUCGAGUGUUCUUGGAACUUCCGCUCUAAAUGAAAGCAAGGAUUACUCUGCAUCUAGUCCAUUUUCAAAAUACGGCAGUUUGUCAUCAAGAAGAUCAACAAGUGCAAACGUUUCUUUUAACAAGUCUUUUAACAGCUCUAUGAAUGCUAGUUUUGCUAAUGAAGAUCUCAUACAGGAUGAAGCUGGAUUGGAGAAAUUCUUGAAAGAAGUUUCCAAAAAGGAUGGAAAAUCAGUAUCUCACACAGCUAAUGUUGACCAACCUUCUAACUUAUUAAGUUCUUUCUGGUCUCAUCCUGCAACACACAGUCCUGGAGAAGUAUCACCUUUACUGAAACGAUGUGCCUAUCAACUGGCACCCAUAAUUGACAAGUCAAAAUCUUCUAGUCCAGGUGUAGAAGAAGGUAGCUCCCCAAGGUCAUUUGGCACAUCUGAUAUUUGGAGGAAAUAUAGACUUGAUCCGACUAGAGUUAACCAGUGGACAGCUAAUUUAAGAAUGUGGAUUAGUAAAACUGUAGUUGAAAGAGUGUCUGCAGAAAUUGAUAAUGUAUCUACUAGCCUAAUCCGUCAUGGUCUUAGCGACUCUCAACCAGGACACGUUGGUUUGGAUAAAUUAAGAAAACUUGCCCAAUCGUUUUCAGUAACUGUCAUACCUACCUUACCUCCUCUUGUUCCUUUUCUUGAAUUAUCAAGCAACCAAGAUUAUCUAGUGAAAAGAAUUAAGAUUCUAGCCAAAGGUGGUUCUAUGAGCGAAUUUAAAUGGAAUAGUGGAGGAUCAUAUAAUGGAAAGGAAUGGGAUGCAAGCCUUCCCACAGAUACGGCAAUUAUUAUGCAUUUGUUUUCAACGUACAUGGAUACUCAACUUGAAGCUCCCUUGAAUCAACCUGAUGCCAGACCUUUUACAUCAAUGUAUACCGCCAAAUCGACAUGUGAAUUACCUCGUAGUAAAGGUCCGAUAAUUGUAACUCAAUCGGUCAAUCCACCACAUUAUUGCCUAGCUCUUUCUGGAGAUUCACUAUCUCAUGAUUUCGAAAAUAUUCCUGGGGGAAGAAAUAAUUUUUUUCACACGCUUUUGCUUUUCCUGUAUAUUGUAAAGACUCGAGAUCAUGGAAUGCUUGGUCGUGUCAACCUUGGAAUGUCUGGUGUAAACGUUAUGUGGGUCAUAGACUAAACUGUGUAAUGAGUUGUUUUUUAUUAAUUAUUUAUUAAAAGACAUUUUCUUUUUUUUUUUAAUGAACAUGAUUGUUUUCCGUGCC